Molecule: messenger RNA, 1417 nt
Organism: Tauraco erythrolophus (red-crested turaco)
Lineage: Eukaryota; Metazoa; Chordata; Aves; Musophagiformes; Musophagidae
Gene: FZD2
Product: frizzled class receptor 2
Biological process (GO): non-canonical Wnt signaling pathway; canonical Wnt signaling pathway
Cellular component (GO): plasma membrane
Molecular function (GO): Wnt receptor activity; Wnt-protein binding
Source: RefSeq, a predicted model, not a curated record
CGUGCCGGUGCCGUGCCGGAGCCAGCUCCACGGCGAGAAGGGCAUCUCCAUCCCUGACCACGGCUUCUGCCAACCCAUCUCCAUCCCGCUCUGCACCGACAUCGCCUACAACCAGACCAUCAUGCCCAACCUGCUGGGUCACACCAACCAGGAGGACGCGGGGUUGGAGGUCCACCAGUUCUACCCCUUGGUGAAGGUCCAAUGCUCGUUGGAGCUCAAGUUCUUCCUCUGCUCCAUGUACGCGCCGGUCUGCACGGUGCUGGAGCAGGCCAUCCCGCCAUGCCGCUCCAUCUGCGAGCGGGCACGCCAGGGCUGCGAAGCCCUCAUGAAUAAAUUCGGUUUCCAAUGGCCGGAGCGAUUACGUUGUGAGAACUUCCCCCGGCACGGCGCCGAGCAGAUCUGCGUGGGGCAGAACCAUUCGGAAGACGGCGGUUCGCCGGCGUUGCUCACCAGUGCCACACCGUUGGCUGGCCAGGGCACCCCAGGCGCCCCUCGUUAUGCCACUCUUGACCACCCCUUCCACUGCCCGCGGGCACUGAAGGUGCCCAGCUACCUCAACUACAAGUUCUUGGGCGAGAAGGACUGCGCGGCGCCCUGCGAGCCCACCCGGCCUGAUGGCCACAUGUUCUUCAACGAGGACGAGAUCCGUUUCGCCCGUAUCUGGAUCCUCAUCUGGUCCGUCUUGUGUUGUGCCUCCACCUUCUUCACCGUCACCACUUACCUGGUGGACAUGCAGCGUUUCCGCUACCCCGAGAGACCCAUCAUCUUCCUCUCGGGCUGCUACACCAUGGUGUCGGUGGCCUACAUCGCCGGCUUCGUGCUGGAGGAGAGAGUGGUCUGCAACGAGCGUUUCCAGGAGGAUGGCUACCGCACGGUGGUCCAGGGUACCAAGAAGGAAGGUUGCACCAUCCUCUUCAUGAUGCUCUACUUCUUCAGCAUGGCCAGCUCCAUCUGGUGGGUCAUCCUCUCCCUCACCUGGUUCCUGGCCGCCGGCAUGAAGUGGGGCCACGAGGCCAUCGAGGCCAACUCCCAGUACUUCCACUUGGCUGCCUGGGCCGUGCCGGCUGUCAAGACCAUCACCAUCCUGGCCAUGGGGCAGAUCGACGGGGACCUGCUGAGCGGCGUCUGCUUCGUGGGCCUCAACAACAUUGACCCUCUCCGGGGCUUCGUGUUGGCCCCGCUCUUCGUCUACCUCUUCAUCGGUACCUCCUUCCUCCUGGCCGGCUUCGUCUCCCUCUUCCGCAUCCGCACCAUCAUGAAACACGGAGGCACCAAAACGGAGAAGCUGGAGCGCUUGAUGGUUCGCAUCGGAGUCUUCAGCGUCCUCUACACCGUCCCGGCCACCAUCGUCAUCGCUUGCUAUUUCUACGAGCAGGCGUUCCGCGAGCACUGGGAGCGCAGCUGGAUCAGCCAGAAC